Messenger RNA from Python bivittatus (Burmese python), 2714 nucleotides. The record is from RefSeq and is a predicted model, not a curated record. Lineage: Eukaryota; Metazoa; Chordata; Lepidosauria; Squamata; Pythonidae.
AAGUGACAGUCUUACAGAAAGUUAAAAGUAUAUAGUUUCUUCAUCCCAGAGUCUCCCCAUAGUCUGUAGUAUCCUCAAGAAAGCCAAUCCCACACUGAGGCUAGGAACAAAAACCUUGCAGGGCCAUUUAUACCUCAAGAUGAGUUACAAUUUUUUCUGCCUUUAAGGGAGAGAUAGUGGGGACUCCCAUAGUGGUGCCAGCUUUCAUGAGGACAAAGGCAUCUUUAGGUUCUCUUAUCUCUUUUAUCUUUCUUAUUUUUGGAUAGUAAUCUACUUGCUUUGCUUCCAUCUUCUGUGUAGCACAUCAAAUUCUGUGUAGCAGAAGAAAAUUAUCCUAGAAGACAUGCUCUUGAUUCUUCCCUUCCAUCAUAGAAAUAUUUGUACAAUGAUCUCAGGAUUCUUAUCUACAAGGUUUUCUGUAUAUCCAAAUUACCUGUUGUCUCAGCUCAUUAAUGUAGAGAAGAGAGGUGAAUCACUUAGAAUUCCUUGUAGUCUUUAGAAUAUUUUCUUUAGGAGAGAGGUUGAAAAAAAUUCAUCAAGUCUUUUGCUGUCAUAAAUUAAUGUAACUUCAAUGAGAGCCUCAUAUUGAUGUUUCUUAUCUUUUUUAGCUGAGUAGCACUAAACUUUUAUUUUGUAUUAAUGCAGGAAGAUAUCAAAUCACUUACUGCCCAUAUCGUUGAAAACUUUUAUAAAGCACUUGAAUCUAUUGAAUAUGUUCAAACAUUCAAAGGCUUGAAGACAAAAUAUGAGCAAGAGAAAGACAGACAGAGCCAGAAACUGAACAGUGUCCCCUCUAUACUACGUAGCAAUAGGUUUCGUAGAGAUGCCAGAACUUUGGAGGAAGAUGAAGAAAUGUGGUUCAAUGAAGAUGAGGAGGAAGAAGGUGAAGCUAUUGUACCACCUGUAGAGAAAUCCAAGUCUGAGGAUGAUUUUCCAGAAAGUUAUGAGAAGUUUAUGGAAACAAAAAAAGCAAAAGAAAGUGAAGACAAAGAAAAUCUCCCGAAAAGGACUUCAACAGGUGGCUUCAAAUUUACAUUUUCCCACUCUGCCAGUGCAACUAAUGGAGCAAAUAGUACAAACAGUAAAUCUGUUGCAGCUCAGACACCACCAGCAAGUUCAAAUGGUUCUUCUUCCAAGAAUGCCAGUUUGACUGCAGCAGUCACAGCCACAAAGGGAAGUUUAGUUGGCCUUGUGGAUUAUCCAGAUGAUGAAGAGGAAGAUGAAGAAGAAGAAACAUCCCCAAGAAAAAGACCUCGUCUUGGCUCUUAAAAAUGUUGAAACAAACUCUGAUUGAGGGUGCUUAAAUGCUGUGACUGAACUAAAUAGUCUGACUCGGAAAGCGUUCUCCCUGGAAAAUACACGAGAAUACAAGGAGUAGCAAAAGAAAAUCUACUAGAAAGGUUAUGUUCUGAGAACAUCAGGCUUCCAAAGAACCUAAUCUCUUUCUAGUCAAGGAGUCUGCCAUUCAGACUGUUAAAAUAUUAAAACGAAACAGUGGAUUAGUAAUCAGCACCUGGAAUGACAGCUUGCCAGAAAAAAAAUGUCAUCUUGGGUUCUGUGAGGGGAUGGGGAUGGGAGAAGUAACAUUUUGAUAUUGCAGAGUUUCCCCAGUUUGUAUCAAGCUAGAAGAAACUUGUAAGGCUUCAGUUGCAAACCUAGUAAUAUAACUUUGUAAUGGUGCUGUCCAUUGUGUUUUUUUAGCAAUUGCCUCUUUUAAAUAAUGAAUUCUCUUUCCAUUAAAAAAAAUCAGAAAUUGGGGACCACUAUUUGCACAGUCAGCCAAAUUAUAGAGGGUUGCACCCUGCUACGUAGUGCAUGUUGAGUGGCAAACUAUUUUUUUCCCAACUCCAUUAUUUUGGAAGGAAAAAAAAGAACCUGGGUUCUAAAUGUAAGCUGACAAGAAGAUAUCCAGGAAAACCAAUAUAUAGAUGAUCAGCUUUCCAGGAAAUAAAACCCUCUAGAAACCAUCAAUAAACCUUGGUACUUGAAAUGACAAUUGAAUUGCAAUUACUAGUAGCAUUUUACAGAAAUAAAGUUGAAUGGAAUUGCUCCCUGCUAAUUUCCAAAAAGGUUUUCCUUGAGCUUUCCGCAUUUCACAUUAGCAAAAGCAGGAGAUGCUGUGAAAUGCUACCAGAAACUUUUGAAUCUUACUGCAUCAAGGAUAUAUGUGAUCUGAGGGGCAGAGUUAAUAUGCAGCACUAUAAACCUAGGGGGUUUAGCAUAAAGGCUGCUUCUUAACACAUUCCAUGUAUUUAAGCAAAUUUCUAAAAGUACAUUAGGUGAAUUGAUGAAGGCAAACAUUUUUGACACCUUUUUACUUUCAGAGCAACUGAACUGUAAAUAUUUUAAUGUUAGUUUGGCCAUAUAUGAUCUGAGAUCAUGCACACACACAAAAAAAAUCCCUAAAUUACAAAUUGUGGUAAGAGUGAUGCAAAUUGAAACCAGCAGUAAUCCUCCAUUAUUAGUCACUCUUACAAUAUGUUAUGGGUCCAUUUCUCCUGGAAAUUUCAUAGUUAGUUUUAAUUUUAGCUAUUGUUUGCAAAGAUGGGCUGUCUGUGUAGAUAUGAAGUAUAGUUUUUCCAUGAAACAGAAGUUUAUUUUGUAUUGAGAAAAAAAAACCACUGUACUUGUUUUACACCAUUUGUAUACAUGUGGUAAUACUAAUGCUGACCUGUAAAAUUCAGGAAUUAAAAUGUGACCCUGUAAUUCCAUGA